GUUUGUCACUUGUUUAACAUAGCGCAAUGACUGCAAAGACUGGAAAUGCAGUUUUUUUUCUGAUUUCCUGGUUUAUUAGUAUUAAAGCUGAAUGUCCUGCAUCAAAUUGGACGCUUCUUGGUGAUAAGAACUUUACUGUCAUCCCAAACACCGAAAAAUUUUUAAAUAUAUUAGACGCGAGAAAAGUUUGUGAAGAUUGUAAUGCAGAUUUAGUCGUAAUCGAAAAUGAAGCCGAACUGAAUUUGACACUAGAACUAAGUCGAAAUAUUUCAAAUCUUCAAAACUAUAUGUACAUCGGUCUUGUAUUAAAUGAUACUGGAACUUGGAACUGGACGCAACCAUACUCUCAAGAAUAUACAGUAUGGGGUGCCGGUGAACCAAAAACCAAUGGACCAAAUAAAUGUGCUAUGUUAGAUUCAGAGAGCAAGACGUGGAUUUCAACCAGAUGUUGUGUAAAUAAAAUGAAAAUUAAGAUGGUGGCUUGUUCAAAAUAUGAAGUCUCAAAGAAUAAUGUUGCUCAUGUAAACUUGACAGAAAAAUGUACAGGAGGGUGUCCAGACAACUGGCUGAAAGAGGAAAAUACUUGCUACGGCUUACUACCAGGUUCAGAGGGUAGCUUCUAUCACGCUAGACAAAAAUGUCUAAAAGAAGGUCACGAUCUAGUUGCUAUCCGUUCUAACGAUCAAUUAGACUUUAUCGAAGAGUUGAUCUGGGAAAAUACAACUUCUUAUUUCGUUGGUGUAGCGAACUUAUCAAGAAAAUUUGAAUAUCUUAGAACACCAUUUGUGUUCAAUGAAAGUAUUUUUAAUGCUAGUUGGGUGGACCAAGAAUCAACUGAUGAACAGUGCGCUUAUAUAAAAAAGUAUGAAAAUGGUAAAUGGUCUUUCAAUAGGACGUCCUGCUGUUUACAAAAGCCAGCGAAUUAUUCCUGGGCUCCUUAUAAUCUUACUGUUAAAGAUCUACCUGGCUUUGUUCCAGUGGUCGAUUCAUUAUAUGUUGUUUGCGAAAGACCCGCCUACGGAAACGUCACGAUCGAUCCAACGAACGAAGUUAUCACUAAACACUGCUAUUCGGCUUAUAAUGAAUGCCUCAGCAAUCCGUGCCAGAAUGGGGCCCACUGUGAAAACAAAUUAACCUCCUAUAAAUGCAACUGCAAACCCGGCUAUACCGGGUCCAAUUGCGAAAUAGCGAUUAAUUACUGCGCUAGCUCACCUUGCUUUAACGACGGAACUUGCCAAAACGACUAUACAAUACCAGGAUGGAACUGUACAUGCAAACCGGCUUUUGGAGGCACUAAUUGUAGUUUAAUAAUUGACCAAUGCCACUCUGAUCCUUGCCACAAUAAUGCAACAUGUGUGGAUGGUGAUAACGCGUACACCUGCAAUUGCUUAUUGGGUUUUACUGGCAUAAAUUGCGAGAUUAAUAUUAAUGAAUGCGUUAAUGUUACUUGUCAAAAUGGAGGAACCUGUAAAGAUCUUAUAAACGAUUACAAAUGUGAUUGUCUAGACACCUACUUUGGUGAUCACUGUGAAACCAAAAUAGCAUGUCCGAAAGCAAUUCCUGUAGUUGCCAACGCUACUACGAAUAUAACUGGUUAUGAUUUAGAUGAUACGGUCACGUAUCAUUGCUUAAAAGGUUAUAAAUUUAAGGAUAUGUCUGUAAACAAGACGAUAACAUGCGAUUCCUCUAAUAAGUGGAGCGGAUAUACAGAAAGUAUGGUAUGCGAGCCUCAUUGUUCAGCUGUUCCUCUUUUAAAUAACACAGACCCUAGCACAGAUUACACUAGAUUCGGCACAACAGUAAACUAUACCUGUAAAGCAGGUUAUCACUUUCCCAAUAAUGUAACGACUGUUAAUACCACCUGCCUAGUCUCUGGAAAUUGGUCAAACACUGCGAAAGAUUUGCUUAAAUGUGAAGUUGUUAACUGUCCUUCACUCCCCAAUCAUCUUCAUCAGAAUAAAACCAAUUGGAAUAUUACUGAAUAUAAUACAACAGUUGUUUUCUGGUGUGAUAUCGGCUAUACUUUACACGAUAACACAACAGCAAGAACAAUAAAAUGCCAAGAAAAUGGCAAAUGGACGGCAGAUUUACCACCUUGCGAACCUGUUAGAUGUCCUGAUUUAGGUGAUAUAAAGAACGGUCAAAGAAAUAGCACACAAACAGUUUACGGCUCAUACGUUCACUAUCAAUGUCAUAAGAAUGCGGAGGGUAAGCAGUUGCGGAUGCUGGAUGGUGCUACUUAUAAAAUAAUUAAGUGUGAUGCUACAUGGGAAUGGAGUGACAAUGUUACAGACUGCGAACUUGAAAGAUGCUAUCCUUUACCAUUCGUCGCGAACGCAGAGCCAAGUGAUCUAAACGCCACCUGGGGACAUUCGGUUGAAUUGACUUGUGAUAAAGGCCACAGCUUCUCGUCAACAGGAAUUGUUUCCAAAAAGAAAACCACUUGCAAACAAUCGGGUAAAUGGCGACCAAUAUUACCUUCCUGCGAACCUGUACUAUGCGGCACCCCAAUGACGGUUAAUAAUGCUAAACCUGAUACCACUAAUAGACUUUAUGGUACCAUCUUAACCUAUAACUGCGAAAAAGGCCACGAAUUCGGAGAUAAAUUGUCUUUCAAGACCAUUGAAUGCAUAGCUGAUAAAUCUUGGAAUAGAACAACGGAUCAAUAUCUCCUACAAGGUUGCGUACCUAAGAAGUGUAGUCCUCCGCCUACUAUAACAAACGGUACUGGACCAUCAGAUUCAAAUCAACGCGUUUACAACGAUAUAUUGAAUUACGCUUGCGAUAGCGGUUUUAAGUUUAUCGACGGUGAAACAAAAAGAGCGCUGCUAUGUGAUCAUACCGGAAACUGGAAUGAAACAGAUUUGUCAUGUAGAAAAGAUCGUUGCGAUCCAGUUGCUUUUGUCGAUAAUUCUUUCCCGGAUACAAAAAAUACUUCUUGGUAUACUAACGUUACAUAUGCGUGCAAUGAUGGACAUGAAUGGCCUAAUAACAAAACCCAACAUAUCAUUUACUGUAACAACGAUGGUAAAUGGAAACAUAGAACACCAGGAUCUUUAAUUGCAUGUACGGCAAAGAACUGUUCAGCCAUUUACAAGAUGCCAAACUCUACUGUCACUGGAAACUCUAUCGUUUAUAAUAGUCAAGUAAAUUAUACUUGUGACACUGGCUUCAAAUUUUCUGAUAAUACGACGGAAAAGACCCAAAGGUGUGAUGAAGAUGCUAAUUGGAGUCCGUUCAUUGGGAAAUGCGAAAUCAUCCAUUGCAGUCCCCUAGAAAGUAUCGGAAACGCAACAAUAUCAUCUAAUGAUACACACUAUGGAAUUAGGGUUAACUACAAUUGCUUACAAGGUUAUCAAUUCCCUGACAAGACGAAAUCGUUCGAAGUAACAUGCACUGAGCAUGGAAAUUGGACAACAGGUCCACAAGCUUGUGAAGUCGUUUAUUGUCCACCUGUACCACUCUGGGGAGAUAUGAAUCUUAACUCGACAAGCAAUGAAUUUAAGUCUGUCAUAAGUUAUGAGUGCAAAGAUAAGUUUGCCUUCAAAGAUAUUAAAACAAAUAGGCUAAAAAAAAGGGUGAGUAUUUGUGAAACGGAUAAAAUGUGGCACCCAGAAAUUGAAGACUGUGUAGAAUUAGAGUCCAUAGCUGCCGAUCUAAAAGGAAAGUCAUACGAUUCACCCCAGGCCGUAUCCAUCGGAACUGUAGCAGUCAUCUUACUUUCCAUAACUAUAGGACUCAUAGUACUAUUAGAUUUGAAUAAGAUUUGGGAAGAUUUGAAAAUGAUGAGACAAAAUUUAGAAACUCUACUAAAGAAGAGAUCAAACAAAGUAUCAGAUAGUUCUACCUCCUUGGGGAAGAAUGAUAAACCAUAAAAAAUUACUAUAAAUCCCUACGUCACAUUGGUAAUUUCCACCUCUUUCUAAUCUACGUUCUAAAAUCGUUUUAGCUUUUUCGGUGCGAAGGGAGGAUCACAAAGAUUCUAUAUUAAGAACUUUAUUACAAGUCCAUUCCGUUUCGUUUGUACAUCAUUUUUAUAUUUUAUCUUAUGUCUACUGCAUUUAAAAAAGAAAAGAAAAAAGUUUUAAUUACAUUGUCAUUGUAUAAUAAUAGAAGAAAAUAAUAUUUGUCGGUGUUAUUGACUAAGAGCAGUCAAUAAUCUUUCACAACAACAAAAUAUCAUACUUACGUCAUAUUCAAUUCUUUGAUUAAUCAUUUUUGUUAAACGACAAAGCUUCUUUCUUUCUUUUUUUAGAAAAAAAAGGAGUUAAGGAGAUUUUUAAAGUUGUAUUCAAAUUGUUAUUGUACAGAGAGCAUAAUCAAUUUUAUGUUAGAUUUAAUAAGAAAAUUAUCGGUAUGUGCAUAGGUAUAUAUCAAUUUUCUCCCUUUUUCCUGGCGUACAACGUGCCUUAAACGCUUUGUUAUUUUAUUUGUUGUCCUAUGUCAAUUUGUGUUCUUCUCCUCUAUCUCUUUUUCUCUUUCGAUAUUUUUCUCUGUAUAAUCAGAAAAUUUGAACUUAUUUCUAGCAGAUAACAGAAAAGAUAUUUUUGAUAAGAAAGAAUCUUACUGUUCAUGACAGUUGGAAGAUUUCUCUUCAAAUCUUAAGAUCUUGCUUUAUCUUUGUUUGUUCUUUAUAUCAUGCACACGUGAUCAUGCAUUUAAUUUAUUUCAGAUAUAAUUAUUAAUUUAAUAAAUAAAAUACACAACGUAUCACUUGACUGAAAUACACUAUUAACUUUACAAUCGAACUAUAAAUUACGGUCAAUGGGGGUCAAAGGUUGAAUUAGUUAAAUUCCGUAUUACAAAGCAAACAUCUGGCGAUAAGGUUGUCUUUUUAAGAAAGUGUGUCAAGGUUUCGUAUGUUAAUCUUUUAUCGAUUUCUUAUAUCUAGGCCUUUUUAUCGUUUCCGAAUUUUUUCCUAUAUUUUUCCUAUAUGCAG
Molecule: messenger RNA, 4939 nt
Organism: Dimorphilus gyrociliatus
Lineage: Eukaryota; Metazoa; Annelida; Polychaeta; Dinophilidae
Source: the annotation of a GenBank genome assembly